AUGGCUGCGCUUGGUGCUGGCUAUGAGUCGCCAGUGUCCCCGAGCACUGCGGACAGCCCUCAGCUGCUGAACCCGCGCGGGAGUUCACUGAGGAAGGUUCUCAUAUUGUACACUGGUGGUACCAUUGGAAUGGCCCGUGGUGAAGAUGGGAGCUUGGGACCAAUUCCUGGCGCGCUGAGGAGGCGGCUGCAGUCCGUGGAUGAGCUCAAUCAGGAGCUAUUUCCCCAGUGCUUCUUUGAUGAGUUUGAUCCGCUCUUGGACUCCGCCGACAUGUGCCCAGAAGACUGGUGCACUAUGGCUUCAUGUAUAGAGCGCCAUUACUACGACUUUGACGGGUUUGUCGUUUUACAUGGUACGGAUACAAUGGCCUACACUGCAUCAGCGCUCAGCUUCAUGCUGGAGCAACUUUCCAAACCAGUUAUUCUCACAGGCUCCCAGCUUCCAAUGGAGGAGCCGCUGACAGACGCGCGAUCCAACUUGCUGCGCGCCGUCAUCAUAGCAGGUCGAGCAGACCUCACCGAGGUUUGCAUAUUCUUUGGAAGUAAGCUCUUUCGAGGAAAUCGCUGCAAGAAGAUGGAUGCAAAUGCUUUGACAGCGUUUGAUUCGCCCAAUUUUCCGGAAUUGGCCGUCGUUGGAACGGAGGUCAAAAUUCACCAUCGAUUGCUCUGCAAUCCGCCGAAGGGCAGAUUCCGGGUACAUCUGAUGACUGUGACGGAGGUCAUUGUUGUUUGCGUAGUUCCAGGCUUUUCUGACAGCUUCUUUGACAGCGUGGCCACUGCUGGGAACGUUAAGGGCGUGAUUCUUCUACUAUAUGGUUGUGGAAAUGCGCCUGCGCGGAAGACCAGCUUUCUGGCAGCUUGCUCGAAGCUGGUGACUGCCGGAAUUGUGGUAGUCGCGUGCUCUCAGUGUAUACAUGGCAACGUGGAACUUGAGAAGUAUGCCGUGGGCCGUGCAUUCGCAGAAUGUGGCGUGAUUCCUGGCCAUGAUAUGACAGCUGAGGCCACAGUCACAAAGCUGGCGUACUUGCUGUCCAAGGGUCUUUCGCCCGGCGAGUGCCGCAAGGUGAUGCAGGACAACUUGCGUGGGGAAAUGUUCUCGCCAGCCAAGACUUUGGAUGUUUCUUCCUCGUGGACGGAUCUGCAAAGCCCAUGCAGCCCAUGA
This is a messenger RNA of Symbiodinium natans, 1161 nucleotides long. NCBI's taxonomy places the organism in Eukaryota, Dinophyceae, Suessiales, Symbiodiniaceae. The record is from the annotation of a GenBank genome assembly.